AUGAAAACAAAUAAAUCAGGUGAGAAUCCUUUUUUGAAGCCAUUUACAAGGUCGAAGAAGAUCGUUUCAGUCCGUAUUUUAUAGCUUCCCUCCCAUUUUUUAUAUUAUACUACCCAUUUCAGCUUCCGAUCGAUUUCUGGUGUUGCUGGAUGGUGAUAAAGUCAGUGUGGUUGGGCAUUCCGGUGCCAUUGAGCCAGUCGUUGACCUCGCUCGUAUUCAGAACGGUGGAAUUGUUCAAUUGUAAGUGCUUUUUAUAUUAUUCUUGAUGUUUAGGAGGAGUCGAAAUAAAUGCGGAAAUGUCAAGUAUUUAUUCGAGGGAACGCGUGCGGAAUGCGAUAUAUACAAGAAAACGCUAGAGUAUGAAAUUGAAAAGCGAAAAAACUUGGUACGACUAGUUGCGAUUCAACAGUUGGAUCCCAUGUUGAGUGGGUUGGAGAAGAUGCAAAGAGAGCUGUGCAGUAUGUUGACGAUUCUCGUGAAGGUUAAGCAUGAAGUGAGUCGUAGUUUAGGACUUGUUUUGAGCUGAUUUGCCAAGGAAAAAGGUCUUAUUUUGAAAAAAUUUGUCAAAAAUUGACAGGAAAUACCUAAUUUUGAUUUUUGCGAUUUUUUAAUGGUCCACCUUUGCCAUAGCCGAAUUUUUGGUUGAUGUUAAGACUUCAUGGUCCUGUCUUUCCAUGGCAAGCUUUUUGAGAGCAAAUCAAAUUAUUACAUGGUAAAAAAUGACAAAGAUUUUGAGAUUUUUCGGAUUUUCCGCGGAUUUUUGAAGAUCCACCCUUGCUAUGCCCUAAAAAUUUGAGAAAUGAGACUUUAGAGGUGUGACUUAAGACGUGACUAGACAUUACAAUGUAUUUGCGGCUACCCUUCAUUUGGCGAAGAUUUCAUUUGAAGCAGAUCGGGUAUUGGCCCAAUAUGUAUAGACAAUGUUGCAAAAUUCUUUGACCAGCCAGCCAAUGAGUUGAAAUUACAACUAAUUUUUUAAAGGCUAGCCAAAAAACUGGAUUGGCCAAAGUGUCAUAAUGGCUUUGAAAUCUCGAAAUAAGCUAUCCAAAAGGUUGGAAUAUGUGGAAAAAAUAAUAAAUACAUUUCUAAUGGCUUGCCAAAGUGUUAGAAUGCCUUGGAAGACAAUCGUAACGGUACAAAACACUUUCAGAUGUAUUAUUUUGGCAAAAAUAAUACAUUGUUAAUGGCUCGCCAAAAACUGGAUCGGUUAGCCAAAGAAUCGAAAUAGCUGUCGAAAGUGUUUUGUACCGUUACUAUUGUCUUCCAAGGCAUUCUAACACUGUGGCUAGCCAUUAGAAAUGUAUUUAUUAUUUUUGCCACCCUUUCCAACCUUUUGGAUAGCGUAUUUGAGAUUUCAAAGCCAUUCUGACACUUUGGCUGAUCCAGUUUUUUAGCUAGCCAUUAAAAAAAAUACUUGUGAUUUCAACUCAUUGGCUGGCUGGUCAAGGAAUUUUGCAACAUUGCUAUACAUACUGCGCCAAUACCCGAUCUGCCCCAAAUGAAAUCUUCGCCAAAUGAAGGGUAGCCGCAAAUACAUUGUAAAUGUCUAGUCACGUCUCAAAUCACACCUCUAAAGACUCAUUUCUAAAAUUUUUUGGGUAUGGCAAGGGUGGAUCUUCAAAAAUCCGCGGAAAUUCCAGAAAAUCUCAAAAUAUUUGGCAUUUUUUACGAUGUAAUAAUUUGAUUUGCUCUCAAAAAGCUUGCCAUGAAAAGACAGGACCAUGAAGUGUCAACAUCAACCAAAAAUUCGGCUAUGGCAAGGGUGGAUCAUUUAAAAAUCGCAAAAAAUUCAAUAUUAGCUAUUUCAUGCCAAUUUUCGAUGAAUUUUUUACAUACUGGGCCAAUCUCGGUCUGCCCCAAAUGAAAGGUUGCGAUAUUUGCAGCAACGAGCCGAGCUGGAACGCGUCAAAACCGACCCCAGAAAGGAAACCAAAAAGAUCUUCCCCAAGGGCAUAAAAAUCAUUCAAAUCGACUACCCCGACACCACCUGCGAUACGCAACUCGUCCAAAUCGACUCCACCUUCCGCGGAUACCGUCUGGACAUGGCCGUGAACCUGGCGUUCCACCGCCGCGGCAUCGACAUGAAGAAGUGGCAGGUCUUGUUCGUCCUUUCGAAAGACUCGUCUGGACUGUUCUCAAGCAAACUGGAUGAGCCCUUCGACCCGGAGAGCCACUAUUCUGUCCAGCUGAUACCAUCCAACUUGAGGAUUGUAAGGGGUUUGGGGAUUGGGACGAGGUUUUAUAUUGUACAUGACAUUUGAUGGAAAAAAGUGGGAAAAAGUUGUGAUGGAGGUUUGGGAAGGUAGGAAAAUGAAUAGAUAGAAGUUUUAGGGUGUAAUUGAGGGUUUACUGAAUGCAAUUUGGCGCUUUUGUAAAACUUUUUUUUUUUAAAUGUUAUACAUGACAUCAGAUGAAAAAUGAUUUAAAAUUGGUGAUCAAAAAAGUUUUUCAACUCCUAUGAGCUCAAAUAUGGUCGUCUUGACCUCAUAUUUGAGUUCUUGACUUUUUUGCCGGAAGAAAUUUGUAUUUUAUUGGAAAUUAUAUUAUCCAUGACAUCAGAUGUCAAGUAGAAAAUACGGGAAAUUAUACAGUUUUUUAAGCCAGAAAAUUGCAUUUACAUAUGAUUUAGGACGGUUUGAGUUUUGUUUUAGCGGAAACGGGCAAUUUUUUUAGUUAUUUUAUAUUAUCCAUGACAUCAAAUGUCAAGUGUAAUAUAACAUCAAUUUUGGACCAAUUUUUGAGAGAUUCUCAUUUAUAAUUGACUGAAAUGGGAUGUUUGUGGGAUCUACAGGCUUAAAUUAGUUGAAUUUUGUGGAGUAUUCAGUUAUUUAUAUUACACUUGACAUCAGAUGUCAAGUGUAAUAUAACGUCAUUUUUGCACAAAUUUUUGAGAAGGUUUCUUUCGUAAUGGGCAAAAAAUAGGUAGUAGACUAGAGGUUAUUAUUUUUUUACAAAUUUUGAUUUUAGCAAUACAUGAACACUGAACAAGAAGUCACUGAAAAUAAUGGGCAUCUCUGGAAAAUUUUCGACGCCAAAGAUCGCCGAAGCAAAGCCCUCGAAGACAAGAUCUAUGAAAUCUUCCCAGAAGACGUCUCCUAUCGUUUCCUAUAA
Bursaphelenchus xylophilus (pine wood nematode) is the source of this 3111-nucleotide messenger RNA. NCBI's taxonomy places the organism in Eukaryota, Metazoa, Nematoda, Chromadorea, Rhabditida, Aphelenchoididae. The record is from the annotation of a GenBank genome assembly.